AUGGAAGCUUUGAAUCAUCUUGAUUUUCUCAAAGAUUCCUUAUUAAAGGAACAUAGUAGAAAUGAUGGUCGUUCUUUUAAUGAUUCAAGACCCAUUCGUAUUACCGAGAAAUGCUUUAAAGACGGCCAAUCUUCUUCAUUAAUUUCACUCGGCAAAACAAUUAUUGCAACCAAAAUAGUAGCAACACCACAACCAAUUGCUCCUUCAUUCAAUGUCGUUAUUAAUAGAUCUGCUGUUUCAUUAGUUUCAGGAAAAGGCGCUGUUGAUCAGACACUUAGUGCAUUUAUUACUGUUUUAGUGAAUAAAUUACUUCCUAUGAGUGAGUUAGAAAUAGCUCGUCCAGAUCCUCACAAUCCAUUUCAUUCUAAUAUUAAGAUUUGGGGCUGGAACCUCAAAUUCUACCAAACAAUUAUUAGCGAUGACGGUGGUGUUGAAGUUGCAUCUGUUUUGGGCAUUCAAAAUACAUUGCAAACGUUGGAAUUACCUAAUUAUAACUUAGAUGAUGAAGCCAAGCUUGUUGACGCUGGAACAUCACAUAAAAUCAACAUAUUAUCACUUUACGCAAAGAAUUUCUCAAUUCUUACAGAUGAUUGCGAUCCAGAUAAUGAUGAUGUGAAUAAAAUCAUUCUCGUUGAUCCUACAUCAGAUGAAGAGAAAAUUGCUUUUGGAUGUUGCACAGCUGUGUACUCAAAUGAAGAAAAACCAAAAUUAUUAGUUUUCAAUACCACAGGAAAGUUCGCAAUUACAGAAAAGCGUCUUGACUAUAUUAGUAGAGUCUCUACAAGAUAA
This is a messenger RNA of Trichomonas vaginalis G3, 789 nucleotides long. Its product is annotated as exosome complex exonuclease ribosomal RNA processing protein family. Gene Ontology annotation, cellular component: cytoplasmic exosome (RNase complex); nuclear exosome (RNase complex). The transcript has a single exon. Gene Ontology annotation, biological process: U1 snRNA 3'-end processing; U4 snRNA 3'-end processing; U5 snRNA 3'-end processing. Bases 1 to 789 code for a protein of 262 amino acids. The record is from RefSeq and is a predicted model, not a curated record. NCBI's taxonomy places the organism in Eukaryota, Parabasalia, Trichomonadida, Trichomonadidae.